CUUUGCAACCUGCCUAAAGAACCCCUCCAAGUAGAUGACCAGUGCACUGAACUUGUGCUUUCCAUGUUCAUCGCCCUAGAACACUCUUCUGAAAGUACAUAUGAGAAGAUUUGCCAGGCUAUUCAGAAGUGUUUCCCUGAUGUAGGGCUCCCAAGCUUCCACCAAACAAAACAUCUCCUUGCCAAUCUCAGUGGCAUCACUUCUGUAGCCAAUCAUAUGUGUAUCAACUCUUCUGCUGCAUAUGUAGGUCCUCUGUCCAACCUCAAGAUAUGCCCAGAAUGCUCCAAGCUGUGCUAUGACCAAGUCAAGCUCCACAGAAGCAAUGGCAGGAUCAAGCAUCCUUGUGCCAUUUUCCAUACGAUCCCAAUUGCACCACAACUUCAGUCACUCUGGUGA
Messenger RNA from Pisolithus orientalis, 396 nucleotides. RefSeq lists its product as uncharacterized. The record is from RefSeq and is a predicted model, not a curated record. The transcript has a single exon. Lineage: Eukaryota; Fungi; Basidiomycota; Agaricomycetes; Boletales; Pisolithaceae. The annotation marks the transcript as partial.